AUGAGUCUGUCUUUCAGUACAUCAUGUCAUACUCAGCCCUUUCCAGUAACUUACGUCUACAUCAAGGACGACAGCGAUAUCGACAACGGCAGCAACAGUAACAGCUAUAACAAUUGCGACAAUAACAUCAUCAACGACAACGACAACGCCAAUGAAAGUGACAGUGAAAGCGAAACUUACAGCGGUAGCAGAAAAGACAAUGACAACCUCAAUGCCAACAAUGACACUAACCGCAUCAAUGACAUUAGUUCCAUCACGCGUAGCAGUUUACUGGUAGCUCUAUGUACCAUCAACACUGCAACAAUAGCAAACAUGGUAACUAUCACAAAAACAACAAAGACAACGACCACUGCACCAACAAACAGGACUACGACAACACAACUUCAGCAGCAGCAAUAUCCACAACAUUAA
Messenger RNA from Asterias rubens (European starfish), 411 nucleotides. Its product is annotated as anaphase-promoting complex subunit cdh1-like. Lineage: Eukaryota; Metazoa; Echinodermata; Asteroidea; Forcipulatida; Asteriidae. The transcript has 2 exons. The record is from RefSeq and is a predicted model, not a curated record. Bases 1 to 411 code for a protein of 136 amino acids.